AUGGGGCAGACACACAAAGACAGGGACAGACACACACAAAGACUGGGGCAGACACACACAAGGACUGGGGCAGACAGACACAAGGACUGGGGCAGACAGACAAAGACAGGGACAGACACACACAAAGACUGGGGCAGACAGACACAAAGACUGGCGCAGACAGACACAAAGACUGGGGCAGACACACACAAGGACUGGGGCAGAAAGACACAUAGACCGGGGCAGACACACACAAGGACUGGGGCAGACACACACAAGGACGGUGGCAGACAGACACAAGGACUGGGGCAGACACACACAAGGACGGCGGCAGACAGACACAAGGACUGCGGCAGACAGACACAAGGACUGGGGCAGACACACACAAGGACGGUGGCAGACACACACAAGGACUGGGACAGACACACACAAGGACGGUGGCAGACACACACAAGGACUGAGGCAGACACACACAAGGACGGUGGCAGACAGACACAAGGACUGGGGCAGACACACACAAGGACGGCAGCAGACAGACACAAGGACGACGGCAGACAGACACAAGGACUGGGGCAGAAAAAGAACCACAAAUACUGGGACAGACACACAAAGACAGGGACAGACACACACAAAGACUGGGGCAGACACACACAAAGACUGGCGCAGCAAGACACAAGGACUGCGGCAGACACACACAUAGACCAGGGCAGACACACACAAGGACUGGGGCAGACACACACAAAUACUGGGACAGACACACACAAGGACGGUGGCAGACACACACAAGGACUGGGGCAGACACACAAAAGGACGGCGGCAGACAGACACAAAGACUGGGACAGACAGACACAAGGACUGGGACAGACAGACACAAGGACUGGGGCAGACAAACACAAGGACUGGGACAAACAGACACAAGGACUAGGGCAGACAGACAAAAGGACUGGGGCAGACAGACACAAGGACUGGGGCAGACACACACAUAGACCAGGACAGACAGACAAAAGGACUGGGGCAGACAAACACAAGGACUGGGACAGACAGACACAAGGACUGGGGCAGACACACACAAGGACUGGGGCAGACACACACAAAGACUGGGACAGACAGACACAAGGACUGGGACAGACAGACACAAGGACUGGGGCAGACAGACACAAGGACUGGGGCAGACACACACAUAGACCAGGGCAGACAGACACAAGGACUGGGGCAGACAAACACAAGGACUGGGACAGACAGACACAAGGACUGGGGCAGACACACACAAGGACUGGGGCAGACACACACAAAGACUGGGACAGACAGACACAAGGACUGGGACAGACAGACACAAGGACUGGGGCAGACAGACACAAGGACUGGGGCAGACACACACAUAGACCAGGGCAGACAGACACAAGGACUGGGGCAGACAAACACAAGGACUGGGACAGACAGACACAAGGACUGGGGCAGACAGACAAAAGGACUGGGGCAGACACACACAAAGACUGGGACAGACAGACACAAGGACUGGGACAGACAGACACAAGGACUGGGGCAGACAGACACAAGGACUGGGGCAGACACACACAAGGACUGGGGCAGACACACACAAGGACUGGGGCAGACACACACAAGGACUGGGACAGACAGACACAAGGACUGGGGCAGACAGACACAAGGACUGGGGCAGACAGACACAAAGACUGGCGCAGACACACACAAAGACUGGCGCAGACAGACACAAGGACUGGGGCAGACACACACAAGGACUGGGGCAGACACACACAAGGACUGGGGCAGACACACACAAGGACUGGGGCAGACAGACACAAGGACUGGGGCAGACACACACAAGGACUGGGGCAGACAGACACAAGGACUGGGGCAGACACACACAAGGACUGGGGCAGACAGACACAAGGACUGGGGCAGACACACACAAGGACUGGGGCAGACAGAGAAACACAAAUACUGGGACAGACAGACACAAAGACUAUAGCAGACAGACACAAGGACUGGGGCAGACAGACACAAGGACUGGGGCAGACAGACACAAGGACUGGGGCAGACAGACACAAGGACUGGGGCAGACAGAGAAACACAAAUACUGGGACAGACAGACACAAAGACUAUAGCAGACAGACACAACGACUGGGGCAGACAGAGAAACACAAAUACUGGGACAGACAGACACAAAGACUAUAG
Molecule: messenger RNA, 2172 nt
Organism: Mizuhopecten yessoensis (Yesso scallop)
Lineage: Eukaryota; Metazoa; Mollusca; Bivalvia; Pectinida; Pectinidae
Product: hornerin-like
Exons: 1
Coding region: 1-2172 (723 amino acids)
Source: RefSeq, a predicted model, not a curated record